This is a messenger RNA of Sabethes cyaneus, 1824 nucleotides long. It is a transcript of the gene byn, whose product is annotated as T-related protein. The coding region runs from base 1 to 1824 and encodes 607 amino acids. The transcript is spliced from 5 exons. Gene Ontology annotation, cellular component: nucleus. NCBI's taxonomy places the organism in Eukaryota, Metazoa, Arthropoda, Insecta, Diptera, Culicidae. Gene Ontology annotation, biological process: heart morphogenesis; mesoderm formation; positive regulation of DNA-templated transcription. The record is from RefSeq and is a predicted model, not a curated record. Gene Ontology annotation, molecular function: DNA-binding transcription factor activity, RNA polymerase II-specific; RNA polymerase II cis-regulatory region sequence-specific DNA binding.
AUGCGCUCGGUCGACGAAAUGGCAACGUCCCACAUUCUCUCUACGAUCGAUCCGCUGAUGACGGGGACGUCCAACGGAAGCGCCAGUGGGUCACAGUCCAACGGUAGCCAUUCACAGUCCAGUGCCGGUGGCAGCCGGGGAGCAGGCGAGCGCAACCUUUCGGUCACGCUGGACGAUCGAGAUCUGUGGCUGCGGUUCCAGAAUCUCACCAACGAGAUGAUUGUAACCAAAAACGGAAGGCGCAUGUUCCCGGUUGUAAAGGUGACUGCCAGCGGUUUGGAUCCCGGCGCAAUGUACACGGUGCUGCUGGAAUUUUCCCAGGUGGAUUCGCAUCGCUGGAAAUACGUCAACGGAGAAUGGGUUGCCGGCGGUAAAGCUGAGGCGCCUCCACCAAAUCCAGUGUACCUUCACCCUGAAUCGCCGAAUUUUGGACAACAUUGGAUGAAAGAACCGAUAUCAUUCGCUAAGGUUAAGCUUACCAACAAAACCAACGGCAACGGUCAGAUAAUGUUAAACUCGCUGCAUAAGUAUGAGCCACGGGUGCAUCUGGUACAGGUCGUGUCUGAGCAGCGCGAGCAGCGCAAUGUUCACACUUAUCCCUUCCCGGAGACGCAAUUUAUUGCGGUGACUGCUUACCAAAACGAGGAGGUUACUUCACUGAAAAUAAAAUACAAUCCAUUCGCGAAAGCCUUUCUGGACGCAAAAGAGCGACCGGAUUCCGUAUAUUCAAGGGAAAGUUCCACUUACGGUUGGCUGAACUUUCAUCCCUCCUACGCGACGGCUCCCUCUCCGCUGCCGACGGCUGAGCGAUAUUCCCACGCGACUGUCCGCUCGAAUCGAACUGUUCCCUAUACAACACAAAGAUCGCGGAACACCAGCGGUAGUACAUCUCCUCAACCUACGGGGUAUUUACCUCUGGAGCCGGUUGCAUCGCCUGUUUUCUCAUCGUAUUCCUCGGCAUGGCAAUCACAGCCAACGUCUGCGACCGGACCUUACUGGAGCAGCCAAAGUGCAAACCCUGGGAGUCCGAAUUCCAUAGCACCGAACAUUUCUCCGACUCCAUCGAACGGUUCUCCAAAUUAUGUGACUUCGUCACCAACUUACUCUACGCAGCAUCUUGCGUCUCACAACAACCAGUACAGUAGUUCGAUGCCAUCGACGAGUACAGCGACGCAAAUUGACGUCUAUCAACCGAGCGUUUCGCCACAGCAAAUUUAUGCGUCCGCCGCUGGUCAUCAGAUCUACCAUCCUACUCCAACGGUGUCACCCAAUCAUCAACUCUAUGGAAACGUCCUUAACGCUCCGAUUACUAACAUCGGUUACUCGACGUCUUGGCAUAGUGCUGGCGAUUACAGCGUUUACCAAAGUAGCUACCAUUAUCCGACAGCAGAGUACAUCCCUAUGAUCGGUGAAAUUGGAACCUACAACCAUCCGACGGAAAUCACCGAACUGACAACGGUUCCUACGUCGCACCAUCGGCACGAAUCGCAGCUUUCUUCAUCUCCUGCUCCCAGCAUCCAGUAUCACCACGCUCAUCACCAGCACCUGUCGGCAGUGGAAGGUACGCUCGUAUCGAGCGGGAACGCAGCUCAUCACCACCAUCAUCAUCACCAUCAUUGUUCGGAAAAUCACUCGCCUGAACCGAACCAUCCGGUGGCUAGCGGUGGAUUAUCCUCGUCUCCUGGAGCUCCAGGAACCGGUGCCGGCGGUGGUGCAGCAUCUGCUGCUGCUGCUGCCGCCGCCAUCGCUUCACACAGCCCAGUCAGAAGUGGGUCGGCGGGAGCCUGGACUCCGUUGACUCCUCCACAAGUUUCCCACAUUUAA